AUGGAUUUAAUCGAGAUGCAGCGAUACGAUCUUCUUAUCCAAGAAAUAGAAGGCAUAGACGAUUAUUUGGGACCGACUUUUCGGUACGUAAGCUUGAUUAAACAUUCGCCCUUCGAUGAAAAUUUUCGUCGAAAAUCGCGCUUUCCGGGUGGCAUCCCUUCACGCAGAUGCAACAUGUAUCGUGCAUAUGCGCAUUCGAAGGGUUGAAAACGGGGAUGGAUACCCUAUACUAGCAUAAAGAAAAAUUAAAUUAGGGUACCAUUAUGUCAAGGUUGUCAACUAACCAAGUUGACAAUCUAGUGUCAACUAUGGUUCCAAAGCACGAAUAUUUGUUAUAUGAAAUAGAAUCUACAGAUACUAAUAGUAUAGGUCUUGUUUUCAGAGCAAUCUACAAUGGCCACGAACAUCAAAAAUUUAUGGAAAAACUUGAUGAGCGUAUCAAGGCACAUGACAAAGAUAUUGAAAGAAUGUGCAAUCAUCAUUAUCAAGGUUUCAUUGAUUCAAUCAGAGAACUCUUGCAAGUCAGAUCUCAAGCACAACAACUUAAUGCCGAGAUAUUAGAACUUGAUAGAUGUAUUACUGCUACUGCUACCAAAGUAAUAGAAAAAGGAGAGGAACUUGUUAAAGCACGCAAAGUAGAGAGUAAUAUGGCUGCAGCAGUAGAUAGUCUCACUAUGUGUCUUCCUGUUUUAGCUGCCUAUGCAAAGUUACAAAAACAGCUGAAAGACAAACGUUAUUAUCCAGCUUUGAAAACGUUGGAGCAGCUAGAACAUCAUGACUUACCAAAAGUAACAAAUUACAGAUUUUCUUCACAAAUUACUCAACAAAUUCCACAACUACGUGAAAAUAUAAAAGAUGCUUCCAUGUCUGAUUUAAGAGACUUUUUAGAAAAUAUUAGGAAAUAUUCACCAAAAAUUGGUGAAGUUGCUAUGAGACAUACACAAGAACAAUUAACCGUUGAAGCAGAGAUUAUUGGUAGAAAAAAGAAGAAAUUACAUACAACAAAUUCUUUAUCAAAUGAGUCAGAAGAAGAAUUAAGUGCUCAAGAUUUAAUGGAUUUUAGUCCUGUUUAUCGUUGUAUGCAUAUUUAUACUGUGCUUCGUGAAGGAGAAACAUUUAAAGCAUACUAUAGACAACAAAGAAAACAGCAAGCUAGAUUAGUUUUACAAUCACCUAUUAAUAUGCAUGAAAGCAUAACUGGUUAUCAAACAUAUUUACAAGGCAUUGUAGGAUUUUUUGUUGUAGAAGAUCAUAUUUUAAAUACUGGCAAUGGUUUAGCUACGCGUGCUUAUUUAGAUGAGUUAUGGCAAAUGGCAUUAUCAACAAUCGUGAAUGCAUUACGUACACAUUCCAAUUAUGGGUAUUCCGUAGGCCAACUUUGGGAUUUGUUACAAGAAAUUCGAGUACAUUAUAAUGAAGUACUUAUGCAACAUUGGGUUCAAGUGUUUAGAGACAUUUUGGAUGAAGAUAGUUUUUUACCAAUUCAGGUUACAACGCAGGAAGAAUAUGAUAAUGUUCUUGAUUUGUUUCCGUACCAUGACGAAGAAUUACAGAAAGUAGAAUUUCCUAAAAAAUUUCCGUUCUCGGAUAUGGUACCAAAAGUUUAUCAACAAGUAAAAGAAUUCAUCUAUGCUUGUUUAAAAUUUUCAGAAGAUUUAAAUUUCACUCAAACAGAAAUAGACGAAAUGAUCUGUAAAUCGACGAAUUUAUUAUUAACAAGGACAUUUAGCGGAUGCUUAUCAUCAUUAUUUCGAAAACCAUCAUUGGCUCUUCUACAAGUGGUUCAAAUUAUAAUAAAUACCGGCUACCUUGAAAAAUCUACGAAAUAUUUAGAAGAAUUUGUAUCUAAUAUUACCGGAACCCCACAUGAAGGACAGCUAAGUAGUAUGGGUGUUGAAUCAACUAUGUUUAGAGUUGCGAGGGAUGACGCUGAAAAACAAAUCUGUGAGAAAUUAAAGAAUAAACUUGAUGAAUUUUUAGAAUUAGAAAAUUACGACUGGAAUUUGGCAGAACCUCAAGGGCACGCGUCUGGUUUUAUUACCGAUCUCAUAGCGUUUCUGCAAAGUACUUUUACUUGUUUUACUAAUCUACCGGAUGAGGUUGCACAAGUUGCCUGUCAGUCUGCUUGUUCUCAUAUAGCGAAAUCUAUAUUAGGAAUAUUAAUUAGUGACGAUGUAAAACAAAUAUCGAUGGGUGCUCUUCAACAAGUUAAUUUAGAUACAAUACAAUGCGAGCAAUUUGCUGCCUCGGAACCUGUUUCUGGUUUACCCGAAGGUACCUUACUUCAACAUUUUGCACAAUUAAGACAAUUACUAGACUUAUUUAUGAGUUGGGACUGGCCUACUUAUUUUCAUGACUAUGGUCAUGAAUCAAGUAAAUAUCAUCUUGUGACUCCAAACAUGGCUGUACUUUUGUUAGAGAAAUUAAAAGAAUCUGACAAAAAAACAGUAUUUUCUGUAUUAAAGAAAAGCGAACGGGAUAAGAAAAAACUUUUAGAGACUGUAUUGAAACAGUUACGCCAAUUAGCACAAACUACUCAGCAGUAAAUGGAAAUUAAGUCAGUAUGUACAUAUUUCAAAAAAAGAUUGUAAAUAGAUAAUUUUUAAUAUAUAUAUAAAUAUGUUUAGAGCAUAA
Messenger RNA from Heterotrigona itama, 2634 nucleotides. Lineage: Eukaryota; Metazoa; Arthropoda; Insecta; Hymenoptera; Apidae. The record is from the annotation of a GenBank genome assembly.